AUGGUGUGGCAGCGGCCGCUCUCUCCUGUCUUCCCUAACAGCCUUGGAAGGUAUGCGGCCGCUCAAGGGGCGAAUAACGAACGCUCCGACGACGGUACUUUCGUUGAAGAACGUUUUGUGUAUCGCUUCGAUAGGCAAAACGGGUCGGGGACACCUGAUCCAGCUGGGGCGCGGAUCCGAGACGGACCAAUAACAAUACCGCGUGACCAGCGCUUAGCCGCCCACGCCUCUCCCGAGUCCGAAACCACGCCCCACCCGAGUCCGAAACCACGCCCCUCCCGAGUCCGAAGCCACGCCCCUCCCGAGUCCGAAACCACGCCCUUCCCGAGUCCGAAACCACGCCCUUCCCGAGUCCGAAGCCACGCCCCUCCCGAGUCCGAAACCACGCCCUUCCCGAGUCCGAAGCCACACCCCUCCCGAGUCCGAAACCACGCCCUUCCCGAGACCGAAACCACGACCCUCCCGAGUCCGAAGCCACGCCCCUCCCGAGUCCGAAACCACGCACUUCCCGAGUCCGAAACCACGCCCCUCCCGAGUCCGAAACCACGCCCCUCCCGAGUCCGAAGCCACGACCCUCCCGAGUCCGAAGCCACGACCCUCCCGAGUCCGAAACCACGCCCCUCUCGAGUCCAAAGCCACGCCCCUCCCGAGUCCGAAACCAUGCCUUUAUCGAGUCCGAAGCCACGCCCCUCCCGAGUUCGAAGCCACGCCCCUCCCGAGUCCGAAGCCACGCCCCUCCCGAGUCCGAAACCAUGCCUCUCUCGAGUCCGAAGCCACGCCCCUCCCGAGUCCGAAGCCACACCUCUCACCAGUCCGAAGCCACGCCCCUCCCGAGUCCGAAACCACGCCCUUCCCGAGUCCGAAACCACAAUCCUCCCGAGUCCGAAACCACGCCCUUCCCGAGUCCGAAGCCACGACCCUCUCGAGCCCAAAGCCACGCCCCUCCCGAGUCCGAAACCAUGCCUCUCUCGAGUCCGAAGCCACACCCCUCCCGAGUUCGAAGCCACGCCCCUCCCGAGUUCGAAGCCACGCCCCUCCCGAGUCCGCCUCUAG
Molecule: messenger RNA, 1053 nt
Organism: Penaeus chinensis
Lineage: Eukaryota; Metazoa; Arthropoda; Malacostraca; Decapoda; Penaeidae
Product: apidaecins type 73-like
Exons: 3
Coding region: 1-1053 (350 amino acids)
Source: RefSeq, a predicted model, not a curated record